Rosa chinensis is the source of this 1098-nucleotide messenger RNA. RefSeq names its product cyclic nucleotide-gated ion channel 1. Gene Ontology annotation, molecular function: protein binding. The coding region runs from base 1 to 1098 and encodes 365 amino acids. The record is from RefSeq and is a predicted model, not a curated record. The transcript has 5 exons. NCBI's taxonomy places the organism in Eukaryota, Viridiplantae, Streptophyta, Magnoliopsida, Rosales, Rosaceae.
AUGGGAUAUGUGGCCUGUGGCACUCAACAUAACCUCACAUAUCCUCCUGAGUAUAAUAUCUCGCUCUGGGAUGACUUAUGCCCGGUCAAUAAAGACGCUGAUCCAAAGAUCUUUGAUUUUGGUAUAUAUUUGUACCCUCUUCAAUCUGAUGUGGCCAGUUCAUCAAAUCAUCUCUUAGAAAGGGUUUUCCAAUCUUUCUGGUGGGCCUUACGAAAUCUGAGUUCUUUUGGUUCAAACCUAACCAGCAGUAUGGAUAUGUUAGAAAUUUUCUUCUCUAUUUUGAUAUCUAUAAGUGGCAUGGCGCUGUUUUUAGUAUAUCUCAAUGCAAGAGUGCAGGAGUCCCAAGAAAGAUCAAAUAAGCUUUUGCUGCAAGAGAAAAAACAAUUAAUGAAACCAGAUAUUGAUUUGUGGUUAUCAAAAAACAACCUCUCUAAGGAUAUGGAAACAGCUGUGACCAAAAAGAAAAAGAAAAAUUUGAAGACAUUGAUCAUGGAAAACAUUCACAAACUUGAAGAAAACAGUGAUCUUGAUGUGCAAAAUUUCCUCUCUGUUCUUCCGAUAAAAGAUAAACAAACCAUCAUGUGCGUUCUUUUCUUAGCCGCACUGAAAAAGGCAAUGCCAGUGCUUCAAACCAUCGAUGAAAAGGUGUUAAAAGAAAUUUGUCAGCAUCUUGUGCCAGUGACCUACGCUGAAGAUAACUAUAUUGUUCAAGAGGGGAAGCCACUCGGGAAGAUGCUCUUAUUCACUCAAGGCAGCGCAGUCACUUACUCCCAUGGCGGAACUAGCAGUGGUUCUUCAAGCAACAAGUGGCUUAAAAAGGGAGACUUUUAUGGCGAUGAACUCUUAAAUUGGGCGUUCAAAUCUCCUUCAUAUCCUGAUUUACCCAUCUCGAAUAGAAAUGUCAUCGCACAAGAAAAAGUUGAAGCAUUUGCUAUUAGAGCCAGCGACUUAAAGAGUAUUUUCUUUAAAUUCUGGUGGUUUUUUAGCAGAGAGGUACAUGCUUCUCAAUUGGAGCAAUGGGAGCAUCUGGCAGCUUCUUCCAUACAGGCAACCUGGCGCAAUCGUCAAGCAAGGAUCCGUUUGCAAUAUGAUGAAUGA